This is a messenger RNA of Brachypodium distachyon (stiff brome), 3371 nucleotides long. RefSeq lists its product as uncharacterized. Gene Ontology annotation, molecular function: kinase activity; ATP hydrolysis activity; ATP binding. Gene Ontology annotation, cellular component: cytoplasm. NCBI's taxonomy places the organism in Eukaryota, Viridiplantae, Streptophyta, Magnoliopsida, Poales, Poaceae. The record is from RefSeq and is a predicted model, not a curated record. The coding region runs from base 109 to 2985 and encodes 958 amino acids. The transcript has 27 exons.
UCUCUUCCUAUCAGAAAAAUACAGUCAGCCCUCUUUCUCAAAGAAAUUCCCAGCUCCAAGCGUGGAAGCCCCUUCUUUCCUUCCCCUGCACUCAACCUCUUACCUGCCAUGGCCAUGGAUGCUGACCUUCUGCAGCGCUGCCUCGAGGCCGGCGGCCGCGACUUCCUCCUCCACCAUCCUUCGUCCCCUCCCUCCCCGACGGCCGCGGCCGCCGCCUCCUCCUCUUCCAUCCUUCAGUCCCUUCCACUCCAUGUGUCGUUCGAUCGCGGCUACUACCUCCUCGUGAAGGCGAUCCAGGAGCUGCGCGAGCGCAAGGACGGCCUUCCCGUAACUGUCGGCAUCGGCGGCCCCACCGGCUCCGGCAAGACCAGUUUGGCAGAGAAGGUGGCAUCGGUGCUGGGGUGCGUCGUGAUCGUCUCCAUGGAGAACUACCGCACGGGGGCCGGGGCUGACGAGGGGAGCGACAUCGACACCAUCGACUUCGACGCCCUCGCGUGCAACCUGCAGGAUCUAGUGAAGGGCAAAGAUACAUUGAUGCCCCUAGUUGAUUUUCAAGAGAAGAAACGUACAGGAUGGAGGCAACUUAAGAUUUCUUCAUUUGGAGUGGUGAUUGUUGACGGUGCUUAUGCUCUGCAUUCAACACUAAGGUCACUGCUUGAUAUUCGUGUUGCUGUGGUUGGUGGUGUUCAUUUUAGCCUGCUUUCUAAAGUUCAGCGUGAUAUUGGAGAUUCUUGUUCAUUGGAUUAUCUGAUUGAUAGCAUAUUUCCAUUGUUCAGAAAGCACAUUGAGCCAGACCUGCAUCAUGCUCAAAUUAGAAUCGAUAACAGCUUUGUCUGCUCAUUCCGUGAACCGUACUACAAGCUAAAAUGUAAAUACGAGUCGCAAGAUGGCCAGAAGAUAUAUUCUUUUGAUAAAAGUAAACCAGAAACUGACAACUUUAUUGAGAUGUACCUUAGGCCACCUUUUGCUUCGGAAGAAAUGAAAAUUGAUGAUUGGAUUAAAGUUACGCAAUGUGGUAUAAGAUACUACCUGUCUCUCGGGGACCAGAGGAUUGUUGACAAGUACUUUAUUAUCCGUCCAAAAGCUGAGUUUGAGGUUGGACGGACAACUCUUGGAGGAUUGUUGGCUUUGGGAUAUAGUGUUGUUGUUAGCUUUAAACGUACAUGCAGAACUGUCAACCGAGAUCAGUUAUUGAUAGCUGCAGAGUCCAUUGACUCCCUAAAUGAGUCCUUUUUGGUGUUAAAAGGGCCAAGUAGGAAGAUUGUUGCAGCAGAAGCUUCUAAUCUUGGUAUAAAGGGUCCAUGGAUCACGAAGUCCUACCUGGAAAUGAUCCUGGAGAGCAAAGGGGUUCCACGACUUAAUACACCUCCACCAGUCUCUAGGAAACUACUGACUGAAAGUCAAGAAAAGAAAAUUGAUGUGCCUAAACCAAUUCGUGUUACUACCGAUAGAGCUGCAAAUCUUGACGACUUUGUGCAACCAUGGACGAGGUCUCCACCUAAAAAGUUUGACCAGGAGCCUGCUCUUGGAAAAUGGCAGUUUAUCCCAGAUUCUCCUUCAAGAAGUAGUAUCCAGUUAGCAGCGUUGCCAGAUUCUUAUGACUUAGAUAGAGGUCUUCUUCUAUCAGUUCAAGCAAUUCAGGCAGUGCUGGAGAACAAAGGAUUUCCUGUCAUUGUUGGGAUUGGUGGUCCUAGUGGAUCGGGGAAAACAAGUUUAGCUCAGAAGAUGGCCAAUAUAAUUGGCUGUGAAGUUAUAAGCUUGGAAAGUUAUUACAAGCCUGAGCAAGUGAGGGACUAUAAAUAUGAUGAGUAUAGCUCAUUGGAUAUUGCUUUGCUGACAAAGAAUAUUAAAGAAAUCAGAAAUAGUCAUAAAGCAAAAGUCCCUUGCUUCGACUUUGAGAAGUUCAGCAGAAAUGGAUUCAAGGAGUUUCAAGUAUCUGAGGAAUGUGGAGUGGUAAUCUUCGAAGGUGUCUAUACUUUGCAUCCUUCCAUAAGGAAGUCACUGGAUUUGUGGAUUGCAGUUGUUGGUGGAGUUCAUUCACAUCUUAUUGCAAGAAUACAGAGAGACAAGAAUCGUGCAGGCUUUUCUAUUUCGCAGUGUGAAAUUAUGACAACUGUGUUUCCGCUGUUUCAACAAUACAUAGAACCACAUCUUGUUGAUGCUCAUCUUAAGAUCCAAAAUGAUUUUGAUCCUGUGCUCUCUCCUGAAAGCUCACCUUUUGUAUUAAAAAGUACAAAGCAGGUAUCCUACCAAGACAUACUAAAAGUGCUAGAUGCUAGUAAAGUCUGCAGCUCCGUCCAAAACUUCACUGAUGUGUACUUAAGACUUCCUGGCAUACCAUCAAAUGGACAGCUGACAGAAGGCGAAUGUAUUAGGGUCAGAAUAUGUGAAGGAAGAUUUGCAUUGUUAAUACGAGAGCCUAUAAGGGAAGGGAAUUUUAUUAUCCAGCCAAAGGUUGAUUUUGAUAUUAGUGCCAGCACUGUGGCAGGACUUCUUAAACUUGGUUACCAAGCUGUUGCAUACAUUGAAGCUUCUGCCGUGAUUUACCAAGAUGGAAAGAUUCUUAUAGAAGUUGACCAUUUACAAGGUGUGACCAAUCCGUAUCUUCAAAUUAAAGGAACAAACAAGGAUAUAGUUUCCUCUGCUGCUUCUGCUCUCAACUUAGAGGGCUCAUACACAACAAAGAGCUAUCUUCAAAUUAUUCUGGAAAGUUUACCAACGGAUGAUAAUUUUCCUGCUGGUGUACAUAACCAACAAGCUGCUAGGCUACAAGAACUAGUCGAGUUCAUCCAGUCACAAGGAGGGAGCUUCAAUUCUGAUUUAUCUUCACCUAUAAGAGAAAAUUCUUCAACAGAUGGUGUGCUUGAUGAUCUGCAAUCCAGGAUAAAGAAGCUUGAGAGAUGGAAUACAAUAAAUAUGGUUUUAUGGACAAUACUACUGUCUGCUCUUGUUGGAUACUCACUGUACCAAAAAAGACGUCAUUAACAAAGUACAAGAUUGACCUCAACUGAACCACGCCGGGAUUUUUUUAUUUCUGAUGUUUUCGGCAUGGCUGAUGAACAGAAUCAUUUGACAGUUGACUGUUAAGUUAGAAUGCAUAUAAAAUCUUGGUGUUUACUUCGGAAUUGACAUGUAAAUUCAUGGAUACCACAUUUUUACUGUAGCUUAGUGGAGUGCUAACUGCAAAUAAAUAGGAUGUACAGUAUCAUACAGUCGGUGCUGACGGAGGAUUUAGUGGAUCUGUCUCGUUGCAGCAUCUAAAAUCCGCCUUUGCAACAAGAAAAUUUAAAAUGUGAGAAAGUCACUUUUGUGAAAAUACCUAAUAACAAUGCAACAGAAAUGGUUGAAUUUGCGAUGUAAAUGUUUGGUUA